AGACAGGCAGCACUCCCAGCAGGAUCCAGCUUGUUUACGUUUUCUGUUGCAGUCUUGUUGAUGAAAUUUUUGCUUUGAAAACGACACGGGAACAAUGGGACAAAGUUCAAUUAAGCCUCACAUCGAGAGAGCUGAAAAAUCUGGCGUUUGUCAACUUGCAAACAUGAGUUUGUCGGAGUUUCCUCCCGAUCUGCAGAGAUUAGUCAAGAAUCUACGCAUGCUGGAUUUAUCCAGCAACAAGAUCCCUGCCCUUCCUCCGACGAUCGGUGGGUUUGAUGCGCUGAAGAGCCUGAAUGUCAACAACAACAGACUGGCAUCCCUGCCCGCGGAAUUGAGCCAUCUCAAGAAGCUGGAGAGUCUCCUGUUGAACAACAACAGGCUGACCUCCCUGCCUUCCUCCUUAGCCAACCUCUCGGCCCUCAAGACCCUCUCCCUCGCCGGCAACAAGCUCCAACGCUUCCCCCUGCAGGUCUGUGCAAUCCGGCACCUGGACAUGUUGGAUCUAUCCCAGAAUUCCUUGGGGGAGAUCCCCGACGGUGUGGGCAGGCUGCAGGCCAUUGAGCUCAAUGUCAACCAGAAUCAGAUUUCCUCCAUUUCUGAGUCCAUCGCCGAAUGUCCUCGACUCAAAGUCCUGCGGUUAGAAGAAAACUGCCUCCAAGUUUCCGUUCUCACACCCAAGAUCUUAGAGGACUCCAGCAUAUCCCUACUAGCAACAGAGGGCAAUCUCAUUGAUAUGAAACAACUCCACGAUACACCUGGGUACGAAAAGUACAUGGAGCGGUACACCGCAGCUAAGAAAAAGCUGUUUUGAUGUGACAUCAGCUUUAAGGCUCGCUUUUUCCAACGUUUUUGCCAUCGUUGGGGAUUCGGUUCUGUUACUGUGAUAAGCAUCCAACAAUCAAACACCAAACUGAAAUCAUGAAAACUGCAUGUAGAUUCAUGCCUUGGAAGUUCUUAUUGUGACGGAGCUGUUGAGAAGUUUUGCCGGUGCCGUGAAAAGAAGCGGAAAAAUAUGAACUGUCUGUGCUGUUGGAUUGCAAACUGUAGUGGUUGAGAAUUAAAUAUGUACUCUCCUGUGUUUGGUCCACUAUGGUUGGACUUUUAUGCACUUCACGAAACAUCUAUCAAACAAGAGAGGGCAUCAUGGAGCAUCAUUCUCCUGUGGGAAGGACACUUGCACUUCAUUGCUUCAAGCACAUUGAUUUUCAAAUCCACUACAAGUAAUCAUGGAGGAGGGAACCAGUCUUCAGAAGGAGAGUAUAUACUGAAUGUACCAGUAUUAGGCCAUGUCUGUAUCAGAUGGCGAAUGGUACUAGUGGCCGAUCCCAUCGAAUACGACGAUGUAGCUCGGUGUCUAGCUGCACGAUGAUCCUCACAAGCAGCUAUAUACAUGUAUGGAGCAGAGGAGGCAGAGCCACUGAUCUCUAUAUAAAGACUGGAUAGCUAAUAAAGAGCCGCACAAUGAACGAAUUUGACGCCAUAUUGGUGAGACCGGCUGGUGAUCUA
This is a messenger RNA of Patiria miniata (bat star), 1506 nucleotides long. It is a transcript of the gene lrrc57, whose product is annotated as leucine-rich repeat-containing protein 57-like. Lineage: Eukaryota; Metazoa; Echinodermata; Asteroidea; Valvatida; Asterinidae. The transcript has 5 exons. The record is from RefSeq and is a predicted model, not a curated record. The coding region runs from base 95 to 811 and encodes 238 amino acids. Gene Ontology annotation, molecular function: protein binding.